AUGCAGAUUGACAACUUCGGAUUCUUUUCAGUGGAAUCGGGCGGUAAGACCAUUACGGUCACUCCAGAAGCAUUCACAAACAUGGAUAUGAACAAAAGAAUAAUUUUAAACGUUAUCCUACCUCAGUUGGAUCCGGUUACGUACAAAUUUCGAACUUUCAAAAUCAUGCCAAGAGCCCAGAAUGCCCAUGCCUAUGUCAAUGGAGCAUUUUUGUUCAAGUUCAGUUCAAACAAAACUACCGUUGACUCAGCAGCAAUAUGCUUUGGAGGAAUUAAUCCGGAGCUUACUCACGCUACGCAAGCGGAAAAAUACAUCACCGGCAAGAGUAUGUUCUCUCCCGAUACAUUUCAAAGUACCGUUCAGAUUCUUUCCAAGGAACCCAAUCCCGAUUGGGUUCUACCGGACGCAUCCCCAGCGUACCGUAAAAACCUAGCCUUGUCACUAUUUUACAAAGCGUCUCUAAGCGUUGCUUCGGAAAUAGGAAUUUCUAUUGAACCUCGCUUCCUGUCCGGAGGAACAACUUUAGAACGCCCCCUUUCAACCGCUUCCCAGCGUUUCGAUACCUACAAAGAAAACUGGCCGCUCACAAAGAAUGUGCCAAAAAUCGAAGGACUUGCGCAGACAUCCGGUGAAGCCAGAUACGCGAACGACAUACCAACUCUACCCAAUGAACUGUACGCAGCAUUCGUUCUCGGUACAAAACCCCAUUCGAAGCUGGAAAAAGUUGUUGCCGAUGAAGCUCUGAAAAUUCCUGGAGUCGUAGCUUUCUUUUCAGCCAAAGACAUUCCUGGAGCAAACAACUUCAUGUACUUCCCGAACUUUAUGGGAACCGAUAUUGAAGAGGUCUUCGCUAGCGAAACAGUGGCAUACCAUGGGCAACCGAUCGGAAUGAUCGUUGCAGAAUCGUUUGCUUUGGCAAACCGUGCAGCGGAACUGGUUCAAAUAACCUACGGUUCGCCAAAACCCACAACUGUUCUACCAACCGCGCAGGCAGUGCUGCAAGCAAAUGCUCAGGAUCGCAUCAAGGAGAUGCCAUACAGCACUCACGGUGGUAAUUACGACGCUGCUCCGAAAGGCGAUCUAAAGGUUAAGGGGCGCUUCGAGAUCGGUGGUCAGUAUCAUUACUACAUGGAAACGCAAACUUGCGUUUGCAUCCCUAUCGAGGACGGCAUGGACGUGUACUCAUCAACUCAGUGGGUCGACCUAACGCAAAUGGCCAUUGCUCGAAUGUUGAAAGUACCGCAAAACAGUUUAAAUCUAUACGUCCGACGUCUUGGAGGAGGAUACGGUGGUAAAGGAACUCGCGCUACGCUGGUUGCUUGUGCUUGUGCUUUGGCCGCCCAUAUUACUAAACGACCAGUACGAUUUGUUAUGACGUUGGAAGCCAACAUGAAAGCCAUUGGUAAGCGUUACCCAGUAAUUUCGGACUACGAAGUUGAAGUUAACAAGGACGGAAAGAUAGUUAAACUCUUCAACGAAUACGUUCAUGAUUUCGGUUCCAACUGGAACGAGUCAAUGGGUCAUGCGGGUGAGUUUUUCAGUAAUUGCUAUGACAAGAGUGUCUUUAAAACAGUGGCAAAGGGUGCGAAAACAGAUUGUGCCAGUAACACCUGGUUCCGUGCUCCAGGUACUACUGAAGGUGUUGCUAUAAUUGAGAACAUUAUGGAGCAUGUCGCGUUUGCCACCGGAUUAGAUCCGCUGGAAGUUCGUAUGGCUAAUAUGCCUAAAGACAUGAAAAUGCUGGAGAUGUUACCACAAUUUCGCGCCAAUGUGGAGUUUGACGCUCGCCGUAAGGAAAUCGACCAAUUCAACAUGGAGCAUCGCUGGCGAAAACGAGGAAUUGCAAUUGUUCCAAUGCGGUACCCGCAAGGGUAUUUUGGUUCACUGCAUGCGAUUGUCAGCGUGUAUCACGACGAUGGAACGGUUUCCAUUUCACACGGUGGGAUUGAAAUGGGACAGGGUAUGAAUACCAAGGUUGCACAGGUUGCUGCCCACAUUCUGGGAAUUCCACUGGAUAAAAUAAGUAUCAAACCAACAAAUAAUUUGACCUCUCCGAAUGCUAUUUGUACGGGUGGCAGUAUAACGAGCGAAACAGUCAGCUAUGCCGUCAAACGCGCUUGUGAAAUGUUACUCGAGCGUAUUAAACCAAUCCGAGAUGAACAGAAGGACGUAUCUUGGGAGGAACUGAUCGAGAAAUGUUUCUCUCAGAGUGUAGACCUAUGUGCUACUUACAUGUACAAAGCUUCUGACCUCGUACCGUACGUGAUUUGGGGUCUAAGUUGUUCUGAAAUAGAAGUGGAUAUUCUAACUGGCAAUGUUCAGUUGACAAGGGUCGACAUCCUGGAAGAUGUUGGUGAAAGUCUUAGCCCCGGAAUCGAUGUUGGCCAGAUUGAAGGUUCAUUCGUAAUGGGACUCGGAUACUACUUAACGGAGGCACUCGUAUUUGAUCCCAAGGAUGGUGCACUAUUGACCGAUCGGACUUGGACCUACAAACCACCGGGCGCCAAAGAUAUUCCGGUUGAUUUCCGAAUUCGUUUCUUGAAAAACAGCAGUAACCAGACGGUAGUGCUUCGCUCUAAGGCGACCGGAGAACCGGCAAUGAAUAUGACUAUUUCAAUUAUUUUUGCUUUGAGACACGCACUGCUGUCUGCUAGGAAAGAUGCCGGCCUACCGAAAGAGUGGAUUCCACUUGGAGCUGCUUCAACUCCUGAUCAAAUCUUUUUGCUUGCCGGCAAUUCUGUGGAGCAGUUAAAGAUUAAUUAA
Sabethes cyaneus is the source of this 2763-nucleotide messenger RNA. RefSeq names its product xanthine dehydrogenase/oxidase-like. NCBI's taxonomy places the organism in Eukaryota, Metazoa, Arthropoda, Insecta, Diptera, Culicidae. The transcript has 4 exons. Gene Ontology annotation, molecular function: oxidoreductase activity; iron ion binding. The coding region runs from base 1 to 2763 and encodes 920 amino acids. The record is from RefSeq and is a predicted model, not a curated record.